AUGGUAUUCCAACAUACACUAGAUCAAUAUGUCAUUGUGUUCAUUGAUGACAUUCUAGUGUAUUCUACGAGUCCGGAAGAACGUGCAGUCCAUUUGUCUCAGGUAUUGAAGACCCUUCACUGGAAUAAAUUGUAUGCUAAGUUUAACAAGUACUCUUUUUGGUUGGAUCGAGUCUCCUUCCUUGGCCAUGUGAUUUUGGGUGAAGGAGUUUAUGUGGAUCCAUCCAAAGUCGAAAUAGUGAUUAACUGGAACCUGCCAACCAAUGUUGUUGAGGUACAUAGUUUCCUUGGUUUCGCUAGCUAUUACUGGCAAUUCAUUGAUGGGUUCUCCAAGAUUGAUGCUCUAUUGACUAGCCUCACCAAGAAAGGUGAACCUUUUAUUUGGGAUUAUGAAUGCGAUGAAAUUUUUACUGAGUUUUUGAAGUAUCAUCUCACCUCUGUUCCAGUGUUGAUCCUCUCCAAAAAUAUUAGAAGAUUUCAGGUUUACUAUGAUGCAUCUCAUAUGGGUUUGGGUUGUGUUUCGAUACAACACAGUUGGGUAGUCACUUAUGGAUCCCGACAAUUGAAGCUCCAUGAGCGUAACUACCUUAUUCGCGACCUGGAGUUGGCAGCCAUAGUCUUUACCUUGAAGAAAUGGUGCCAUCAUUCGAAGGAACUUAACCACCAACUAGAAUUGCCAGAAAACCUACGUCGACAACCAUAA
This is a messenger RNA of Carica papaya (papaya), 702 nucleotides long. Lineage: Eukaryota; Viridiplantae; Streptophyta; Magnoliopsida; Brassicales; Caricaceae. The record is from RefSeq and is a predicted model, not a curated record.